Molecule: messenger RNA, 753 nt
Organism: Fraxinus pennsylvanica
Lineage: Eukaryota; Viridiplantae; Streptophyta; Magnoliopsida; Lamiales; Oleaceae
Source: the annotation of a GenBank genome assembly
AUGUGGGAUCCCUACUGGAGAUACGGCGGCGGAGAAGUUGGUUCUUCUGCUCAUCCUUCUGCUCUUCUGCCAUCAUCUGCUGACGGAGGAAGCAUUCGUCCCCCAAGCUUUCCUGGCUACUCAUCAUCUGAAGCAGCUAUAUUAUCAACUCGUAAUCAAUAUAGCUCCAACGGUUUGCAGGGUAGUUUUUCAGAUUUCCCACAGAAAGAUAUAUUACCGUCGCGUUCAGGUGCUUAUGGCAUAGAUGAUACUGCUGGUGUUCGUCAUGAAUCUGGUCUUAAUGGAUCGAUGGCUGGAGCAAGCAUUAAACCUUACCCAUCUUUACAAGAUCCAAGUUUACGAGGCCAUCCACGAGUUGCUGCUCCAAGCAUUAGUCCUGGCAUCCCUGAUGCGACUUAUGAAAGGCCCAAUUCUGUGAGAGGGGUUGAGGGCAAUCAAGUCACACCUGGAGAGUCAAACAUUCUGUUUGUUGAUGGGCUUCCAAAUGACUGUACAAGAAGAGAAUUAGGUCAUCUUUUUCGCCCUUUCAUUGGGUUUAGGGAACUGAGAGUUGUUCAUAAGGAGCCUAGACAUACUGGAGACAAAGCUAACGUCUUGUGCUUUGUUGAGUUUUCUGAUGCCAAAUGCUCUCUUACUGCUAAGGAAGCACUUCAAGGUUACAAGUUCGAUGACAAGAAAGCCGAGUCCCCUGUCCUGAGGAUCUCUUUUGCACACUUUCCCUUUAGCCUACCCUCUGACCGGGAUAGACAAUAA